AUGGUGGCCCAGGUGCUGCUGGGAGAGCAGACCCAAAGCACCGAGGCAGAAGCGGUGGUCAGGGCCAGCCCAUCCCAGCGACCGGCCUGCUGCGGAGAAGGGGGCAGCCCCUUCCUCCUUGUGGCUUUCACAUCAUCCCCGGGGGCGGAGGGGGGAGGGGUGGGGGUGGGGGGUGGGUCGGGCCCUUCCCACCUGCUCACUGUAUCCCCGGUGUUGGGGGAGGCCGGCGGGAGGGAGCAGGCUGAGGAAUUGGCCCGGUCCGCUCCCCAGAUUGCUGAUCUGACCCAGAAAAUCUUUGACCUGCGGGGCAAGUUUAAGCGUCCUGCCCUGCGCAGGGUCCGGAUCUCCGCCGACGCCAUGAUGCAGGCCUUGCUGGGGGCCCGCGCCAAGGAGUCCCUGGACCUCAGGGCUCACCUGAAGCAAGUGAAGAAGGACGACACCGAGAAGGAAAACCGCGAGGUGGGAGACUGGAGGAAGAACAUCGACGCCCUGAGCGGCAUGGAAGGGCGCAAGAAGAAGUUCGAGGGCUGACGGCCACGGGA
Molecule: messenger RNA, 542 nt
Organism: Gracilinanus agilis (Agile Gracile Mouse Opossum)
Lineage: Eukaryota; Metazoa; Chordata; Mammalia; Didelphimorphia; Didelphidae
Product: troponin I, cardiac muscle-like
Exons: 3
Coding region: 1-531 (176 amino acids)
Biological process (GO): muscle contraction
Cellular component (GO): troponin complex
Source: RefSeq, a predicted model, not a curated record